AUGAAUUCGUCGGAGGACUGCGCAAGGAUCAUCAAGCAACCGCUGCCAAAGCCCACCGUCCACUGCCAGCCAUCGCUAGAGUUUACCAAUUUCUCGCCCUCGAGUGACCAAAACUAUCGCAUUAUCGGCGACUCAGGCUCAUCCGACUACUCUCUUGGUAGCCAGUCACGUCCGAGAACCGAGGAUAGCGAACCCAACUACGUGAAGCUUGAUGGUGCACCAUCGCCAUCCAUCGCAGCCACACCAGCAUCACGUCUCAAGUCCGAAUUUUCGAGGGAAAGUUUGGUUGUGGCACCUCUCAAUCCUGCAAGGAAGUUGUUCACCGACAAGGCCGUCUCUAUCAAGCUUCCGCAAGGAGGGUCAUCGCCCAGAUUUCUCGCGACAUGGUCCGCCAUGAUGAACCACGAUGCCGCUCGUGCCCUAUUUGGCUCCAGAAUAUAUCCUCCGAGAUCUCGCAGCACCAGGGCGCCUUCACAAGCUGGAUCUUCCUCAUCCACACCAAGAGCUCAUCAGUUUCAGUCGCAGCCUCCUCUCUCAACUGUAUUUUCAGAGAGCGAAGGAGAAAACGAACGCUUAUCGCGGUCCAUGUCCCCGUUUCCUGCUGAAGGCAGUAACAACCAAAGAAGUCCUGAUUUUUUGGCUGAUGACUUUGAACCCGGCGAAUACUCUUUUACUCAACAAGUUACGCCAACAUCCGAGCCAGUCGACUGGCCGCAGGCCGCAUUUGGAAAAGGAAAAGAGAUAGAGCCAAACUCGAGCUACCGUCUUGUCGGAGACCAAGACGAAUAUGGCGACGGCUUGACGGACUUGCGCGAUCUCUUGACUCACCGUCCUUCCAGGAGAGGUGGAUUAUCGAGCAUGAUACCCAACUAUGCUUCAGACCGCAACCUGCGGUCCUCUGCGAGCGCUAGAGCAACCAAUUGGGCAGUACCAGCAUGGGCAAGGCUAUACUACGGCAGUGGUGAGCGUCGCUUUCUCACACACCAGAUUUCCCGCGACUCCAUUCGUUCCGCAAUCACAGAUAGCCAGGCGGGGAGCUCACUGCAAAGGCGCUCUCACAGUGUUGAGCGCUUCGGGAUAUUCGCUCAGCGCCAACAUGAAGCCUUCCCCCCGGCGGAUGGUAGCUCACCUAUUGCCGUCAAAAGGUCAUAUCCUGACCUAGCUUGGGCCCGAACGCUUAAGAAGCAGACUUCGAGCUUGUGGUCGCCACACCUGCGACGAGACAUCAGAGCAAGCACCUACGGAAUCUGGGACCCCCCGGCUGGCGCCCUAUCGGUAGAGGGCUGCAUUACUGCACGGCGAAAUGUGCAGGUGAUGCUCUUUAUGUCUGGAUUCCUCUUCCCAAUCGCUUGGAUGGUUGCUGCUUUCAUACCGCUUCCCACAAACCGAGGCCUUGUUGAAAAGGACUUUCCUAGCACCAGUCACAUUGACCUAACCGAAGAUGACGGCGCAAGUCCAUCUCAGCUCGCCAAGGAAAUCGCCCUCUACAACCGCGCAAAAUGGUGGAGAGAUCUGAACAGGGCCAUGGCUGUCAUCGGACUGUUGAUCAUCGGGGCAAUCUCAGUGCUGAUUGCACUUGGCGUCCAGCAACGAUGGAAGUGA
Akanthomyces muscarius is the source of this 1602-nucleotide messenger RNA. RefSeq lists its product as uncharacterized. The coding region runs from base 1 to 1602 and encodes 533 amino acids. The transcript has 4 exons. The record is from RefSeq and is a predicted model, not a curated record. Lineage: Eukaryota; Fungi; Ascomycota; Sordariomycetes; Hypocreales; Cordycipitaceae.